UGUGCUCAAGAAUUCAAUAAGGCGGCUUUGGAGCAAAACAUCGUAGAGCACCGACAGCAUCGAUGCUGGGCCAAAUUAUGGACGCGCUUCAGUUGUUCAACUUAAGCGAAACGGUACGGUCCACACAACAUACGCGGAGAACUCCAAAGAACCGAAUCGGCCGAAGAAUAUUCCACACACCUAUAUAUACAUACAUACAUAUCUAAUAAUUAUACACACACUUCGGGAUUUGUUGUUGCAGACAGAUUGUGCGAAACAUAGCGAUUUGCUAUUAGUGGCUACUUGCCGUCGAUUAUGAUUCUGCUACGUCCAAAGCGUUACAAUAAAGCAUAAAGCCCGCAUGUCAGUACGUUGACAGCCGUUAGCAGAGUUAGAAGAUAGCCAACAAUAAUACAAUAACAAGUGUAUACAAAGGCGGUGCGCCAAACAAAAGCAUUGCGCGUUUUGAUAGAAAAGCUAACGGUCAAAAGGUUAUUUGAAUAGAAAAAGUGGCACAGUGAACCAUACACAGAAGCAGACCCAAAUACAUGCGAAUGCAGAGGAAUACCACCAAUUGUUUUUGUGAAAUACACGCCUUAAACUAACAGUAUUUAGUAUUUAAUUAAAUGUGUUUACAUCAUCUCCUCAUAUACGCUAAUAAAUUAAUAAAUAUGUGUGCGUGUUUAAUAAACAAAAAUUUGUUGUGCACCCUGUUGUUUAUCACAUAUUGCUGGAAUGCACAGGCAGCGAAUGCAGCGAAUUACCCACCUCGAAUAGCACAUAGUGAUACCACAGAGAACGACACGGCGCGCAUGGCUAUAGCUUUGCCGCAAGGCUUCAGGCCACAGGCGCCACCAUUUAGACCAAUGCUUUUACCCUUUGCCACGCCCACGCCCAGCAGUCCGUUCGGCGGUUGGAAACCGAUAGUUGGUGCUCCCCAGGCGCCAACUAACGGAUUUACAAUGCCAAUGCCAACACCACUGGUGCCGCCGCCGCUUGCUGUACUGCAAGAUCGCAUUGAUGCGGCGUCGCCAGAGCAAAACCUCGAGCAGCACGAGGGACCAGUGCUGGAAUCAAUUGUGUAUGGUACAUGGAAACCCGAACGGCCUUUGGGACCUAACGAAAUUACACGCACCACUACACCAGCCACAGCAGUUUACAAUCGCAAAAGACAACCUCCUGCCGCCUACGAAGAGCUCGGCGUACAGCAUCCGAUCAUGAACACGCGACCUGACGAUACCGAUGUAAAAUUGUUUCUGAAAAAUGGAAGUAGGCGCGUAGCCGCGACACGCGCUCCAGCAACCACCACAAUGACAAAUAAAUUCAUUCAAGUCAACAUGUCCGAUCCCAAUCUAGUGGAUAUGGCGAAACAGAUAAAUGAAUCGCUUGGUGGUGAUACCGCAAAUACACACAAACCUAAAAAACCAACUUGGCAGCAACAAAGCGAAGAUACUUCGCAGGAAAUCGACAUUGAAAUCGAAACGGAAACUGAAAGCGCGGCAGAAGUUGAAACGGAAACGGAAACUUUGGAUUUAGACGCUAGUAAGGUGUGGCCAACAGAUUUCAUUGCCUCCGUGGAACAGCGCAACAAGCUGAACUCGUCACCUAAUAUAAGUGACAAUCUUUCUAGUGAUAGCGCUGGUCCGCAAGAAUCAUUGAAUGGUUUAAACAUACCUAAUUCGCUGUUGCCGCAGAUUUCGCUCAACAUAACGAAAGUGGGUGUACCCUACGAGAAACAAAGCUCUGCCGAGCAUCCCACUAUUUGUGUACCCCUCACCGUACUCGAACAGUUAAACCACGUAGAUGUACUCGAAGUGGAACGGGUAUAUUGCUUUCCGCUUCCAGCUCCCACACACACAAGGCAUGCGGGGACGCCCAAACCGAAAGAACCGAAAGGUGUCAUGGCGAAAGUGGAGAAUUUUACAGAAUACGAAGCCGUGAAUGCGGCGAAAAUAUUAAAAUGGAAUUAUGUAAAGAUUUCAAGCUUAAUUAUAUUAAAUUUUCUAAAGCUGAAAUAUUCUUGAAAAGAAAAUGCAAGCGUGUUAUUAUAUGAUUAAGCUAAAUAGCUGUUAGGUCAAUCUAUCAACGAUAAAAGCUGAGUCAUUUUUAUGAGAACUUUGAUACACAUAUGUAUAUGUAUGUAUGUAUAUCAUUUUGAAAAAACAUAUGCAGAUUUGUAACAACUUCUAUUUAACUCAACAUAAAAUUAGGAACUAACUAUUGUGAUACACUGUUAUGAUAUAUUUAUAUUGCACAUAUAAAUAGUCAUUAAAUUUGUCCCAUAAUUUAAAUACUAAUAAUUAGCUACGGCUUGAUCGCAAUAUCACUGAAUCAUCAGUAAAGCCACCGGAAAUUUAGAAAUCAAGUAAACUUUACAGAUAUAAUACGCAUAUAUAUAAUACUAUAAAUUUAUAUUUAAUGCUUUAAAUCAGCAAUUAGAUGCCAACAACAUUUUUUAAUACAUGAUUAGCAUAAUUCCAACAAAAUCAAUUAAUUUAGUAUCCAUACAAAUUAGUUUAAGUUCAUAUAUAAUUAAAUACAGUUUUAGUACAUAUUAUUUAUCAAUACUACUAAGUACAUUUUUAAAAUUU
Messenger RNA from Zeugodacus cucurbitae (melon fly), 2570 nucleotides. RefSeq lists its product as uncharacterized. The transcript is spliced from 2 exons. Lineage: Eukaryota; Metazoa; Arthropoda; Insecta; Diptera; Tephritidae. The record is from RefSeq and is a predicted model, not a curated record. The coding region runs from base 606 to 2003 and encodes 465 amino acids.